This is a messenger RNA of Selaginella moellendorffii, 1947 nucleotides long. RefSeq names its product pentatricopeptide repeat-containing protein At3g09040, mitochondrial-like. The transcript has a single exon. NCBI's taxonomy places the organism in Eukaryota, Viridiplantae, Streptophyta, Lycopodiopsida, Selaginellales, Selaginellaceae. Gene Ontology annotation, biological process: RNA modification. The record is from RefSeq and is a predicted model, not a curated record. Gene Ontology annotation, molecular function: protein binding; RNA binding. The coding region runs from base 1 to 1947 and encodes 648 amino acids.
AUGCUGUCCAGGACUUCGCUGGAUCCUAAAGUUCUCCCAGCCAAUACGAGAACUUAUGGUACUACCGGCAACGCUCAUCAGCUCGAGAGAAGCGCUUGCCUCGCGGCGCUAAAGUCGUGCUCCAGAGCUAGAGAAGUCGAAAGUGGCCCGCAAAUCCACGCGAACGCGAGAGAAAGUGGUGUGGAUUCGGACUCUCACGUAGCCAGUAGCUUGGUGGCGAUGUACAUGAAGUGUGGGAGCGUGGUGGAAGCACAGCAGGCCUUCGACAGGAUUCCUCGCCCCGACGCCGUGUGCUGGAACGCUUUGAUCUCGGGCUAUGCGGAGAAUGGCGAGGCCGAGGUGGCCUUGCAGCUCUUUCGAUCGAUGCAACAGUGCUGCGGAGCAAACUCACGAACUUUUGCCGCUGCGCUCGCUGCGUGCUCCACUCUCGCAGCUGCCGAAGAAGGCCGGAAAGUUGAUGGGAGGAUGGUGAAAGUUUUUUCGCUGCAACGAGGCAUGGAAGUUCAUCGUCAGGCCGAGGCUGGGAUGGGAAUAGAUGCUAUCCAUCGCAACGUCUACGUGGGGAAUGCUCUCAUCGACAUGUACGUGAAGUGCCGGAGCAUGGUGCGUGUUCAAGAGGUUUUCGACAGGAUGAAAACUCGGGAUGUGGUCUCGUGGAACGUAUUGAUGCUCGGCUACGCACAGGGUGGUGAGAGCGAGGAGCUAGCUCUCGAGAUGUUUACGAAGAUGGUGUCGUGCCGAGGCUGUCAGCUCGAUAGCUGGAGUGUUGUUGCUGCUCUCAAGGCCUGUAGCAAUCUCGCAGCCAAGGAAGAAGCUCGGAAUCCACAGGAGAAGCUCAGGUUUCUAGUCACGGGUGUGGCGAUCCACGGCACAGCCGAGAGACUGGGAUGUGACUCAAACAUAUUCGUGGCCAACGCUCUUCUCAACAUGUACGCAAACUGUGGAAGCAUGGUGGAUGCGAGGAGAGUUUUCGAUAAGAUGCAGCGCCGGGAUGUGGUUUCCUGGAACACGAUCAUCCUGGGCUAUGCUGAGAACGAUGAGGGAAAGAUGGCCCUUCAACUCUUUGGAGAUUUGCUACACUCUCGGUGCUGCGUACAGGACAGGCUGACUUUGGUGGCUGCGCUUAAGGCUUGUUGUACCCUCUCGACUCAAGAACAGGGAAGGCAAGUCGAUGGGAAGAUCGUGAAGCUGAGGUCGCUGGAAGCAGGAAUGGCGGUACACUCGCUGGUAUCAGAGCGAGGCUCUGAUCUGGAAGACUUGUACGUGGCAAACUGCUUGGUCGACAUGUAUGGGAAGUGUGGGAGCAUGGCCGAUUCUCGCAGAGUUUUCGACCGUGUGAAGCAUCGCGACGUUGUUAUCUGGAACGCAGUGAUCUCGGGAUACGCACAGAACGACGAAAGUGAGGCUGCUCUAGAGCUGUUUGAGGCUCUCUUGUGCGAAGGUGGCGAUGGUGGUAUUUCUCCAACCAGCUUGACAGUCGUCGCGGCUUUCAAGGCUUGCGGCAGUCUUGCAGCUAAGAACAAGGAAAACGAUCGAAUGAGAGCAUUGGAAAUCACCAUGGCUGUUCACCGCGAAGCUGUGACGAAGCUGGAAGCCUCUGAGUGGGAUGCUUACGUGACGAGCAGCUUGAUCGAUGCGUACGCCAAGUGUGGGAGUCUGGCGGAUUCCAGCAAAGUUUUCUCGAGCAAUACCGGCCAGCUUCGCAACGUGGUCUCGUGGAACGUCUUGAUCCUGGGCUUCGCGGAGAACGGCGAUGCUAGACGAGCUUUGAGGCUGUUCCACAGGAUGAGACGCGAAGGCUGCCGACCAAACGCAUCAACGAACGUCGCGGUACUGAAAGCUUGCAGCAACAGUAUUCCUUCGAGUCUAGGCUUUGGGAGCGAAGUCAAGGCUCUGAUCUACCGUGGAAGCUUUGAGGAAGAUGGAGAUUGCUGGAUCCCUGGUUGA